AUGUCAGAAGCCACUCCCUCCCCCGCGCAAGGCGUUGGCCCCAUCUACAGGCCCGAUGGCGAAAAGCCCACAGCGACAGUAUCUAAAGACAUAUCGUACGAGAAUGUCCACGUUUUACCUCAGUCCCCUCAGCUGAUCGCUCUUUUGACCAUGAUCAGAGAUAGAAGGACUAGCCGUGCCGAUUUCAUCUUCUACUCAAACAGGAUCAUACGCCUCCUGGUGGAGGAGGGGCUCAAUCACCUGCCAGUGGUUGAACAAUCGGUCACGACACCUGUAGGUCGCGUCUAUCUCGGAGUCCGGUUCGAAGGGAAAAUAUGCGGCGUUUCCAUCAUGAGAGCAGGAGAGGCGAUGGAGCAGGGUUUGAGAGAUUGUUGUCGUUCUGUCCGAAUCGGAAAAAUUCUUAUACAGAGGGACGAGGAAACUUGCAAGCCAAAACUGUUCUAUGAAAAGCUCCCUGGUGACAUCGCAAAUCGAUGGGUGCUUCUUCUUGAUCCUAUGUUUGCAACAGGGGGCUCUGCAACACUUGCCGUUGAGGUGUUGAAAGCAAAGGGGGUCCCGGAGGACCGCAUUUUGUUUCUUAACCUUAUCGCAAGCCCUUCAGGCGUUGCAGAUUUUGCUGAACGCUUUCCAAAACUCAGAGUAGUGACUGCUUUCAUAGAUCAAGGCCUAGAUGACAAAAAAUACAUCAUACCAGGGCUUGGUGACUUCGGCGACCGCUAUUACACGCUGUAG
Molecule: messenger RNA, 732 nt
Organism: Aspergillus tubingensis
Lineage: Eukaryota; Fungi; Ascomycota; Eurotiomycetes; Eurotiales; Aspergillaceae
Product: uracil phosphoribosyltransferase
Exons: 4
Coding region: 1-732 (243 amino acids)
Source: RefSeq, a predicted model, not a curated record